Oryza brachyantha (malo sina) is the source of this 2248-nucleotide messenger RNA. RefSeq names its product E3 ubiquitin protein ligase RIN2-like. The transcript has 12 exons. NCBI's taxonomy places the organism in Eukaryota, Viridiplantae, Streptophyta, Magnoliopsida, Poales, Poaceae. The coding region runs from base 226 to 1920 and encodes 564 amino acids. Gene Ontology annotation, cellular component: ubiquitin ligase complex; cytosol; plasma membrane. Gene Ontology annotation, biological process: ubiquitin-dependent protein catabolic process; protein ubiquitination; positive regulation of plant-type hypersensitive response. The record is from RefSeq and is a predicted model, not a curated record. Gene Ontology annotation, molecular function: ubiquitin binding; ubiquitin protein ligase activity.
CUCCUCCCUCCCUCCUCCGCUCACGCCGUCGCGGCUUCCUCCUCCUCCUCCUCGAAAAAAAUAAAAAUAAAGCCGUCGCCCUCGCCGCACCCGCAUCCCCACGGCAAGCAACCCCACGAUUCCCCCCUCCGCCGGAUCGCGCGCCUAGGGUUAGGAGAGAGAGAGAUAGAGAGGGAGGGGGGGGGGGGUGUGGUGGAGAGGGCCUUGGGCGAUGCGCGGAGGCGCAUGGCGGCGGUGAACAGCCUCUACGUCGCCGCGGCAUCCACCGCGGCCAGCGCCGCGGCGCUGCAGUGGUGGGCGGGGUCCCUCGUCGACGGGGCGACCGACGCCGCGGGCGGGGACUGGCUCGGCAUCGUGCUGGGCUCGCACGUGACCGUCGCGCUCCUCGCGAAUCUGGCGGCGCACGUGUUCCUCGUCCUCAUCCUCGCGCUCAAGACACUAUUUUUUGUUCAAUUGACCUCUUCUGAGACUAGAAAGGUGUUGGAACACAUUAUUAACUAUGUACUUUACAAGGGAACUUUCCUCCCAUUGGUCGUUCCUCCUAAUUCUCAACAAAUAAUUCUUUGGUCAUGUUGGUUGGGUCUUCUUUGUUCAUUGAAGAUGUUUCAAUCAUUGGCUAGAGAACGCCUUGAACAGCUCAAUGCUUCACCCUCUGCAACUCCAUCAAAAUAUUUUCGUGUAUAUUCUGCGCUGUUGCUGGUUCUAUCUGCUGAUCUACUAUGGAUAAAGCUUUGUGUUGGGUUCUGCAAGUCAUGUAAUUCUAAACUAUUUUGGCUUCUGUUUUUUGAGCCACUUAGUAUUGGCUUUGAGACACUGCAGUCAAUCAUGGUGCAUGGAUUUCAGUUGUUUGACAUAUGGCAGCGACAUCAAAUGGACAGUGGUGCAGAUUAUCUUGAUUUCCAAAAAACUUAUAAGCAAGCAGCAGGAUCUUUUUCUGAGUGGAGAGGCAGACUUAUCAGAAAUUUUGGUUUUGUCAUUGACUUGAUAAGCUUAUUGAUGUCACUUGGUCAUUAUUCAAUGAUCUUCUGGCUCCGUGGUAUGGCGUUUCAUCUGGUUGACGCUGUUCUCCUAUUGAACCUGCGUACUCUUGUAGCUUCAUUUUUGAAGCGGAUAAAAACAUACACCAAGUUACGGAAGGCACUUAGUUCACUUGAUGAAGCACUCCCAGAUGCCACAUCCGAUGAAAUCUGUGCAUUCGAUGAUGAGUGUGCCAUCUGUAGGGGACCAAUGGCUCGAGCUAAAAAGUUGUCCUGCAACCAUCUAUUUCAUCUAGCUUGCUUACGAUCAUGGUUGGACCAAGGAUUAAUGGAUGGUUAUUCAUGUCCAACUUGCCGAAGACCUCUCUUUCUGUCACCCCAAGGUCAUACAAGAUCUACAGCAGCAGAGGUAGGAAACGUUCAGCUAAUUGCAGAACAACUUAAUAUGGGGUUGAAUCAGCAGAGGGUUCCUGGUCAGGAACAUCCUACUGAACAUCAGAAUCCUGCCGAUGCAGUUUGGAGAGGAGCUGGCCUUGAUUCUAGCUGGGCACCACCAUGGUCGAGUCCUGGGAUUGACAAUCCUAGUUCUUCCAGCGCCGUGACAUCAGUGGGGCUUAGUGGAGUUCAGAUGAUGAUGAGGCAGCUGACUUCUGUGACUGAAAAUUAUGGGCAUACAGAUGCCACCUGGAGUCUAUGGCCUGAUCCAGUUGCAGGAUCCUCAAUUAUUCCAUCCUCUUCCUCGAGGUCUGAAGGUGCUUCAGUUGCUGGCUUGCGGCUGAGAGGCACUGCAAGAACCGUGAAUGGUAGUAUGUCGGAGGUUCUCUCCAUGGUAGAUAGAGUACGAGAAGUUUUACCACAUAUCCCUGACGAGCUAAUUAUUGAGGAUCUGAUGAGAACGAAUAAUAUAAAUGCUACUGUAAAUAAUCUUCUGCUGAUGCAAUAAUAGAUAAACGAGCAAUACAACAUAUAAGCAUGACGUUUACCGGCAUAAGUUUAUAUAUGAUAAUAUGAAAGGCUACAUGUAUAGUUAAAGGUGAACCUAGGUGUCGAAGCACCUAUCGGUUCUUGUAAUAAGUGUUUUUUUUCAUUCAGUUCAUUUUGUUCCCAAUGGACGGACAUGUCCCGGCUCUGUAUAGUAAUCACAGCUGUAUAAUAUGAUGCUCAAUAUGGUGUACUUUAGUAUGUGUAGAAGAUGUCAUCCAAAUAGACGUGUGUUUAUGAUCCGAAUAAAAUUAUUUAUCGAUGAUAAUUACUUAAGGGUGAAAACUCUA